GUGUUCCUAUGGAGCCAAAUAUACCAAAAGAUAAAUGUAAACAACAAAAGAAGCGAUCGAAAUGUGUAUUUCGUGGUUAUUCGACAAUGGCUCCUCAAAGUACACGCCCCAUUCCUACCGUUAAUGUAACGUAACGAGUUCCCCGGUGUAACCAGUUAAACGGUAACACCGGCCCCUACCUGUUUGCAAUCUUACGGUGCACACACACGAUCAUUCGAGUCAUUGAGUCAUAUCUCAUUGCACUUAUUUGACGAGCGCUUCUACAAGCAAAAGGUGUCAAAAAUAGCAGCUCACAGGUUGUCAACACUGAAAUCUCUGCUUACAAGAUGGAGUCCAUGAGCACCUAUAUGUCCUGGGACCCUACCCUAUUUGACCUAGAUGGAUAUCAAUCUCCAAUGGCCGGCUCAGACAGCUCGGCCCUGGAAGAGGCCUUUGAUAUCCAUCAGGUAUUUGACCAGGUGUUCCCGGAGGAGGUGGAGCAUAAUAGGUCCUUCCUCUCCAGCAUCAGGCCGGACUUGCAAGAGCAGUUGGUCCGGGAUAUAAAUGUGAGGGUGGAUCUGGUGGGGAGAUCCCUUGAUAAUGGCCUGAUCCCCCAAGGACCUCCACGAGCCGCAGCGCAACCUCCACAAGCUCCAUCACCUCCAUCACCUCCGUCACCUCAAUCCCCUCCAUCACUGCGUGCCCAGAGCCCAGAGCCCAAGAGCCUGGAAGAGCUGGAUCGAGACCUGGCUAUGGCACUCCGCCCUCACUAUACUGAGGGGGGUGCCUCAAAAGACAAGCUCUCCUCUCUCCAGCAGGCUUUCUUCCUCUGGAAGCUGGAUGUCAUGCAAAUAAAAGACACCAAGGACCUGAAACUGAAGGCGGCCGUCAUUGCCAUUCACGGCGAGGCCGAGGGCAUCUGGCUUCCCGGGUGGAGGCCAAACAGGUCAACAUCUCUCCCUUCCUACCUCGGGGAGAGAAUCAAAACCACACUGCGGAAGAGGCGCCGCUCCGAAAAAACGGGAGGCCAAUUUGGAGACUAGGUUCAGGAUAUUCUUGAACCCAGACCAGGAUUAGCCGGUUCUUGAGUAACUUUGUAUAUAUUUUAAUUGAUUUUCUGUGUCUUUUAUUCUUGUGUUUUUAGUGUUUAUUAUUUUUAUUAUUUGUAAUAUUCGUUGUUAUAUUAUUUGUUAUAUUAUUGUACAUAGUUCAACUUUAUUUGUUACUGUUCCUUAUGUUCAAUACAUGCUCUUUUUUCUCACAAA
Messenger RNA from Gymnodraco acuticeps, 1244 nucleotides. RefSeq lists its product as uncharacterized. NCBI's taxonomy places the organism in Eukaryota, Metazoa, Chordata, Actinopteri, Perciformes, Bathydraconidae. Bases 327 to 1022 code for a protein of 231 amino acids. The record is from RefSeq and is a predicted model, not a curated record. The transcript is spliced from 3 exons.